Aricia agestis (brown argus) is the source of this 2310-nucleotide messenger RNA. Its product is annotated as basic juvenile hormone-suppressible protein 1-like. The record is from RefSeq and is a predicted model, not a curated record. Lineage: Eukaryota; Metazoa; Arthropoda; Insecta; Lepidoptera; Lycaenidae. Bases 16 to 2268 code for a protein of 750 amino acids. The transcript has 5 exons.
AGCACUGCAGGCAACAUGAGGACUCUGAUACUCGCGGCUCUGGUCGCUCUGGCGGCGGGCUCCGUGCUCCAAACGGACCUCCACACCGUCACCAUCACUAAGGACACUUUGGUGAACCUGGACAUUAAGUCGAAGCAGGUGCUGUGCAUGAAGCUGCUGAACCACAUCCUGCAGCCCACCAUCUACGACGACAUCCGCGACGUCGCCCGCGACUUCGUGCUCGAGGACAACCUCGACAAAUUCCUUAAAGUCGAUGUCGUUCAUAAGUUCAUCGACCUGUUCAAGAUGGGUCUGCUGCCCCGCGGGGAGGUGUUCGUGCACACCAACGAGCUGCAGCUGAACCAGGCCAUCCACGUCUUCAAGGUGCUGUACUUCGCCAAGGACUUCGACACCUUCAUCCGCACCGCGUGCUUCCUCCGCGAGCGCAUCAACGGCGGCAUGUUCGUCUACGCGUUCACCUGCGCCCUCUUCCACCGCGUGGACUGCCAGGGAAUCGUCAUUCCUCCCCCCUACGAGAUCUACCCGUACUUCUUCGUCGACAGCGACGUCAUCCACAAGGCCUUCACCAUGAAGAUGUCCAAGGCGGCCAAGGACCCCGUCGUCCACGACUACUUCGGCAUCAAGGUCACCGAUAACAACCUGGUCGUGAUCGACUGGCGCAAGGGCGUCCGUCACACCCUCACCGAGUUCGACCGCACCAACUACUUCACCGAGGACAUCGACCUCAACACGUACAUGUACUACCUGCACAUGAGCUACCCGUUCUGGAUGACCGACGACGCGUACGGCCUGCAGAAGGAGCGCCGCGGGGAGACCUACAUGUACGCCCUCCAGCAGCUGUCCGCCCGAUUGAGACUCGAGCGCCUGUCCCACAAGAUGUGCGACCUGAAGAUGCUCGACCUGAACAGACCCCUGAAGACCGGCUACUGGCCCAAGAUCCUGCUGCCCAACGGCGAGCACAUGCCCGUCCGCCGCAACAACGUGAUGCUGGUCAACGACUUUAACAUGAAGCAGAAGCUGGUCGUCGACGACAUCGAGAGGAUCAUCCGCGAAGGCAUCUUGAACGGCCGCAUCGAACGCCGUGAUGGAACUAUCAUCAACCUGAAAAAGACCGAGGACUUCGAGUACCUGGCCCGUCUCCUGGUUGGGGGCAUCGGCAUUCAGAACGACGACGCUAAGGUCAUCCACAUCACCAACAUGAUCAAGAACCUGGUCACCUACGGCACGUACAACUUGAAUAAGUACACCUACAUUCCGACCGCCCUGGACCUGUACUCCACCUGCCUCCGCGACCCUCUCUACUGGAAGAUCAUCAAGCGCAUCAUCGACCACGGCGUGCUCUUCAAGAGCCUGCUGCCCAAGUACACCAAACAGGAGCUCGACUUCCCCGGAGUGAAGGUCGAGAACGUAAUGACCGACAAGCUCGUGACCUUCAUGGACGAGUACGACCUCGACAUGACCAACGCCCUGCACCUGGACCACACCGAGAUCAAGAACAAGCGCUCCGACAUGAUUUACGUCGCCCGCACGCGCCGCCUCAACAACCAGCCCUUCAAGGUGAACAUCGACGUGAUGUCCGACAAGGCCGUCGACGCCGUGGUCCGCGUCUUCAUCGGUCCCAAGUUCGACUGCAUGGGCCGCCUCUUGAGCGUCAACGACAAGCGCCUCGACAUGGUCGAGAUCGACAGCUUCCUGUACAAGCUGGAGACCGGCAAGAACACGAUCGUGCGCGACUCCCUCGAGAUGCACGGCAUCAUCGACGACAGGAUCUGGACCCGCCGCCUCAUGGGCGAGCAGGUCGGCGUCGCCCACACCGUCGACAAGAUGGUAGACAGCUACUGGUACAAGACGCGCAUCGGCAUGUCGCACCGCCUGCUGCUGCCGCUCGGUACGCACGGCGGGCUGCUGCUGCAGAUGUUCGUGAUCGUGACGCCGGUGCGCACCGGCACGCUGCUGCCCACGAUUGACCUCGGCGUGAUGAAGGAUCGCCGCGUGUGCCGCUGGGCCGCUUGCAUCGACACCAUGCCGCUGGGCUUCCCCUUCGACCGUGAGGUCGACGUGACCACCUGGCACACGCGCAACAUGAAGUUCGCCGACGUGUUGGUGUAUUACAAGGACAUGGCGUUGGCCAACGUGGUGAAGGACACGGACCUGUCGGACAUGAUCAUGAAGCGCGACGACCUGACGUACCUGGACACCGACAUGCUGGUGCGCUGGUCCUACCGCGACGUCAUGAUGAUGAGCGCCGACAAGAUGACCCGCAUGUGAACUCCGCGAAUGUUUGAAUAAAAGUAAUGCCAUGAAUUGAAU